Owenia fusiformis is the source of this 4767-nucleotide messenger RNA. Lineage: Eukaryota; Metazoa; Annelida; Polychaeta; Sabellida; Oweniidae. The record is from the annotation of a GenBank genome assembly.
AUGGCGGAUGAGAACGGAAAUACAUGGUGGGACCCAGUUUGCGGAUCAAGAGAUUUCAACAAUGAUUCCGAUACAUGGGCGUUUUGGAGUUUUCAAAAGACAGUGAACGCAACGGAUCCAGAUUUCACAAGAUGUUUCCAGCAAAGUGUUAUUUCAUGGAGUCCCUCGGUGUGGCUUGUAAUAUGUUCUCUCUUUUACAUACCAUACCUUGUUUUCCGACAAACCGUGAACAAAAGCAUAGGACAUCAUAGUGGCCUCAAUAUUAUCAAAACGGUAAUAAGUCUGUUUCUAUGUUAUGUGUCGAUAUUGGAUCUGAUCAAGUCAUUGGCGGAGACUGUAGAGGGCCUUCCACCAAGGGUGAUAUACUACAUCACCCCAACUGUGAACGUUUUUACCUUCGCUCUUGCAACGUUUGUCAUCUACUAUGAGUUUGCCAAAGGAUGUCAUUCUUCUGGAGUCGUCUUUAUAUUCUGGUUUCUACAACUUCUUGUGGGAGUUGUACCCUUCCGGACGAACAUACUGUUAGCCUUGAGUGAGGGAAAAAUAACAGACUCUUACCGUUUUGUGACCUUUUACAUCAUGUACGCGUGCGUCAUUGCACAGUUCUUGCUCAAUAUGACAGCUGAUGCAUCCGCAAAUCCCCAGAUCAAAGCAUGUCGAACUCAAAAACGACAAAAUAAGGAUGCAGUUGUGGACGCUAAAGAAUGUCUUGGAGAAAGUGACAAAUCCGAUAAGAUACCCUGCCCAGAACUCGAAGCGCCGUUUGUAUCAAGACUUACCUAUUGGUGGAUAACAGGGCUUAUCAUUCGUGGAUACAAAAAAUCUUUGGAACUCAAAGACUUAUGGGAACUCAACUUCGCCGAUACAUCUGCAUCUAUAUGGGCCGUAUUUGGAAAGCACUGGGGUACAGAAAUGGAAAGAUACCGCAAGGCAACAAGUUUGGUCAGGAAUUACAAAUAUCCCGUCCAGAAGCAAAUUACGGCUCCACCUAAAGACAAACAACAGGCAGAUGCCAAGGAAGAAGAUAUUCCAAGUGCAAAAAAUGAUGAACCGAGUGAAGACAUCAUGAAAGCUUUUAAUACUGGCUCCCUUUUGAAGGCAAUCACUAAGACAUUUGGUGCAGAGUACAUGUUAGCUGGAUUCUUUAAGCUUUUAUCCGACGCAUCUGGGUUUCUCAGCCCACAGAUUUUAAAUUUAUUGAUUGGCUUUGUCAACGGUGGCGACCCAUUGAUAUGGAAGGGCUACAUUUACGCGGUGUCGCUUUUUGCGAUAGCUGUGUUCCAAUCCAUCAUUCUUCAACAGUAUUCGCAUGGCUGUUUUUCCAUUGGACUUAAAGUUAGGUCGGCUAUUGUCGCUGCUGUAUAUAGAAAGGCUCUUACAUUAAACAAUACUGCCAAGAAAAGUUCCACGGUCGGUGAAAUUGUCAAUCUUAUGGCCGUCGACUCGCAGAAGCUUUUAGAAGCGCCGCCGUUUAUCCACAUGAUUUGGUCAGCACCUAUCACUAUUGCCUUUGCAUUGUACUUCCUUUGGCAACAGCUUGGUCCAUCGGUCCUUGCUGGAUUAGGCGUUACCGUAAUAAUGAUUCCCAUCAAUGCAGUCCUUGCUGGGAAGAUAAGGGAUUUCCAAAUUCGCCAAAUGAAACUGAAAGAUGGACGAAUUAAGCUAAUGAACGAGGUCCUAAGUGGAAUGAAAGUUCUCAAACUGUACGCGUGGGAAGGUGCCUUCCAAGAAAAGAUAUUGGAGAUAAGAAAUCAAGAAAUCGCAGUAUUGAGGGCAAGUCAGCUCUUCCAAGCUGUGAGCUCUUUGUCCUGGUUUUGUGCUCCAUUCCUGGUUGCACUGGCUUCAUUCGCUACUUACGUUUCAGUGUCAGAAACGAAUAUCCUGACUGCACAAAGGGCGUUCGUGUCAUUGUCGUUGUUCAACAUCAUGAACGCUCCUCUGGCGCAGAUCCCAGCCGUUAUUACAUAUUUGGUCCAGUGCGCUGUCUCUAUUGGGCGUCUUAGUCGUUUUUUAAAGAACCCUGAACUCGACGUUGAAAAUGUGAAACUUGAGACGAAUCAGGAAAAUGCCAUGUCUAUCCGUGAUGGUACCUUCUCUUGGGAUAAAGAUGACGCACCGGUACUACAUGAUGUUAAUAUGCGAAUACCCGAGGGUAAGUUGGUUGCAGUGGUGGGAAUGGUUGGCUGUGGCAAGUCAUCUUUAAUAUCAGCAUUGCUCGGUGACAUGGAAGUAAUGAAAGGAAGCAUUUCAUUAAGAGGUUCAGUGGCAUAUGUUCCACAGCAAGCUUGGAUUCAGUUUAAUACCCUAAAGAACAACAUCAUAUUUGGUGCACCACUUGAUGACGAAAGAUAUGAAGACAUUAUAAAAGAAACAACAUUGAAAACUGAUCUGGAGAUUCUACAAGGUGGAGAUCAGACUGAAAUAGGCGAAAAGGGCAUCAACUUGAGUGGGGGUCAGAAGCAGAGAGUGAGUCUCGCCAGGGCAGUGUAUCAAAACAAGGACAUCUAUCUGUUGGACGAUCCCCUCAGCGCAGUUGAUGCACAUGUUGGCAAACAUAUUUUUGACAAUGUUAUAGGUCCAGCUGGAAUCCUAAGAAAUAAGACGAGAGUUUUGGUUACAAAUGGUAUAAACUUCUUACCCAAAUGUGAUGAAAUCAUUGUGUUGAACAACGGGACGAUUUCUGAGACAGGGACCUUCGCCCAACUACUUAAGAACGCCGGGGCAUUCUCAGAAUAUAUCGCAACGUAUCUGAAUGAUGAUGUUCGUGAAAAUGAAAUUGACGAAGAUGACGAGAUGAUACAAAUUAAACGAGAUCUGAAGCGUCUCGUUUCCGUCCAGUCAGCAUUAUCAGACAAGUCCGAUAAAGAUGAUGCUGGGAGUUUAGCCGACAGCAUAGCAAGUGGCAAGAGAGGGAGCAUGAGAAAGAGAUCGAGUCCAAGAAAGCGCACAAUCUCGACCAAGUCAGAUAAACUAGCCAACGAAGAUGACGUCGAAAUUGUAAAGAAACCUGGGAAGAAGGAGAAACUUGUGGAAGAUGAAAUGGCUCAAGAGGGAGGAGUUCGGGCAAUUGUUUUCCUUAAAUACUUCAAAGCAUGUGGUGUCGGUUUCUGUAUACUAACAGUGCUUGCUACCAUACUGUAUAUGGGGUGUCAAGUUGGUACUAACAUAUGGCUUAACAUAUGGAGUAGCGAUAAACCCCUUCAGAAGAAUGGUACCUUAGUCCAAGAUAAACCACUUACUAACUUACGACUUGGCAUAUAUGGGACAUUUGGUGCGGGAUCGGUUUUGACAGUCUUGCUCCGAUCUAUUUCUAUUGCGCUUGCAUCCACAUUUUACACUCCGAUCUCCUCCAUAACGUGGUCAGGGCUCCAAUGUCUUUCUUCGACACAACUCCUUUUGGACGUCGACACACUGGACAUCAACAUCCCUAUUACCAUCAAGAUUGCCCUGUUCACUUUAAGCUCUGUCAUAAUGACAGUUGUUGUCAUCAUAUAUAUAACGCCUCUCUUCGUGGUAGUCAUUAUACCACUAGCCGUCUUCUAUUAUUUUGUACAAAGGUUCUACGUUGCCACCUCACGCCAACUCAAGCGUUUAGAAUCCAUAUCAAGGUCGCCCAUCUAUUCCCACUUUAGUGAGACGGUAGUUGGUGCCAGUUCAAUAAGAGCAUAUGGGAAGCAGGAUGAAUUUGUAAACAAAUCCGAUGUGUUAGUUAAUCAAAACCAGCAAGCCUAUUAUCCGAAUAUUGUUUCAAAUAGAUGGCUUGGAAUUCUGCUUGAAUUUAUUGGAAACAUAAUUGUUCUAUUUGCCGGCUUGUUUGCUGUAAUUGGGAGGGAUACCUUGAGUGGAGGACAGAUUGGAUUAUCUGUGUCAUAUUCGCUGCAGGUGACGCAAUCUUUGAAUAUCCUUGUUAGGAUGCUUACUGAUUUGGAAACCCAUAUUGUAUCAGUCGAGCGAAUUAAAGAAUAUACAGAUAUCGAAAAUGAGGCUGUAUGGGAGAUAGAGAAUAGCAAACCUCCACCCGCGUGGCCCCAGGAGGGGGCGAUAGCUGUCGAUAAUUAUAGUGUCAGGUAUAGGGAAGGACUAGACUUGGUUUUGAAAGAUGUAUCAUUCAAUGUACAGCCGGGUGAAAAGGUUGGUAUUGUGGGAAGAACAGGAGCAGGGAAAUCAUCUUUGACUCUAGCAUUAUUCCGUAUACUAGAACCUGCAAAUGGCUCCAUUAUCAUUGAUGGUAAAGACAUCACCAAGAUGGGCCUACAUAGUCUGCGAUCAAAACUUACAAUUAUUCCACAGGAACCUGUUCUAUUCUCUGGUUCUCUAAGGAUGAAUUUAGAUCCAACUGAUAUAAGAACUGAUGAUGAACUGUGGGGUGCAUUGGAGAAUGCCCAUUUGAAAGAUUACGUCGCUGGUCUUCCGGAGAAGCUCAUGCAUCCCUGCUCUGAAGGUGGGGAGAAUCUAAGUGUUGGUCAACGGCAGCUAGUAUGUCUGGCAAGGGCGUUGUUGAGAAAGACAAGGAUAUUAAUACUCGAUGAAGCAACGGCAGCAGUUGACCUCGAAACUGACGAUCUCAUUCAGAAUACAAUAAGGACGGAGUUUAAGGAUUCGACAGUGGUUACCAUAGCACAUAGGUUGAAUACAAUCAUUGAUUAUGACAGGAUACUUGUUUUGGAUGCAGGCAUGCGGAAAGAGUAUGAGACGCCUACCGCAUUGUUGAAUGACAAAACAACUAUAUUUUAUGGAAUGGCAAAGGACGCUGGUUUGGUGUCCUAG